CUACGCAUUAGCGGAGCAGCCCGUGUUGAGUCAUAUUCCAGUGUCGAACCCAUUCGUACAUAUGCGCCGCAUCUUCUGCCACAGAAGUAUUUCAUUGUGAAGUUGUUCAGCUAUGGAGCAGCAGACGUCCACCAACGUAAGGUGGCUGCCGGAGAAAUUACAUAAGUGUAGAAUCGUGAUUUAUCUGUAACGACGAUCAGAAAAGCCGUACGGAUUGGUGAGCUGAGUUGCCGUGUGCCAUUUGCUAAAGAUUGUUCGUUAUCGGUGCGUGCAUGGAAACAUUUGUCCAGUGAUAAUGGGAACUGCUGCCGAUAGAGGUUGUUAGACAAUCCAACGUUGAAGCCGCCGAAAUACAAGUGUGUAGGCGUUUGACUUCCUACACUGCAGUGUAUGUUUUGCAAUUGCAUUUCAAUUUGCCACAAUAGGAAUACACCGUAAUUGCUAGUCGGAUCGAAUGUGUAAUCCACGCUAAUGAACCGAACCAUCCGGAACUGAUCACCCCAUCAAGUCAGCACAUAAGGAAUCAUUUCACAAACACAGACACCAACUGCCAUAAAAGCGGACCCCAGGCUGUAGUACUGCGACUACAUUCCUCCAUCUGGCCUGUUUUCUGAUCGAGCGAACAUCCUCAAGAUGGAUCGGUUAGGAGUACUGUCCGCUUUCGUUCAACCGAACAAACAAUCUAGUCAAUUUCGCAACCCAUUCGGUGGUCGACCAUGGAUGGAACAGCACGGUGCCGCUGCCGCUGCGCCCGGCGCCAAAGGGCUAAAGGGCAUCGUGGCCGGUGGCAUAACGGGUGGUAUCGAAAUUUGCAUCACCUUCCCGACCGAGUACGUGAAAACGCAGCUACAGCUGGACGAGAAGGGUGCAACCAAGCAAUACAACGGUAUUAUGGACUGUGUGAAGAAGACGGUAAAGACGAACGGUGUGCUUGGGCUGUACCGUGGCCUGAGCGUGCUGUUGUACGGUUCCAUCCCGAAGUCAGCUGUCCGUUUUGGCGCAUUCGAAAGUCUGAAAGGACGACUGAUGGAACCAAAUGGACAGUUGAGUACGUCCGGUAAGUUGCUGGCAGGUUUGGGUGCGGGUGUUGCAGAAGCCAUCCUUGCCGUAACGCCGAUGGAGACGGUCAAGGUGAAGUUCAUCAACGAUCAGCGUAGUGCGACACCCAAGUACAAGGGUUUCUUCCACGGUGUCGGUAUGAUCGUGCGCCAGGAGGGUCUGUCCGGCGUGUACAAGGGUCUGACCGCCACCAUACUGAAGCAGGGCUCGAAUCAAGCAAUCCGGUUCUACGUGAUGGAAUCGCUGAAAGACGUUUACAAGGGUGACGAUCCGUCCAAACCGGUGCCGAAGAUGGUGGUCGGUGCGUUCGGUGCCGUGGCCGGAGCGGCCUCCGUAUUCGGCAACACACCGAUCGAUGUGGUUAAGACGCGCAUGCAAGGUCUCGAAGCGGCCAAGUACAAGAACACGGCGGACUGUGCGCUACAGAUCUGGAAGAAUGAGGGCCCGAUGGCAUUCUACAAGGGUACCGUGCCACGAUUGAGCCGGGUCUGUCUGGACGUGGCAAUUACGUUCAUGAUUUACGACUCGUUCAUGGAUCUGUUCAACAAGUUCUGGCGUUAAGAGUCCGAGAGUCCGCAAUGGUAGUUGGCAAACAACACGUCCGCUUCAAAUUAAUGUCCCCGCAAAAGCUUAUAAUACGACGUAAGUUCUGCCGAAGGUUGAAGCGAACGCUUGGAAUGUACCCUCGAUAAUAAGAAUUCUCUGGGAAAAGGAAAACACAACAAGGGCAGCAAACGACAUUCCGGAGUACAUUCAGGGAUUUUAAGGUUAUUAGUAGUAGGACAUGUAAGAGUCAUUGGAUUGGGGAACUUAAUGUGCUCCCAACUCGUUUCCUAUUAGGCACAGAUAGGGCAAUGUAUGUGUAUGUAGACGUUGACAAUGCACGAACUAGGUUUUUUUUUAUUUCUUGGUGAGGCACAAAACACAUACAUCUGAGGGCAACUACUAUACUGCACAAUUGUUAGGGGCUGUGUUAUAGGAGAGGUGAAAGAUGCACAUCGUUCACUGCUGUUAAACACGCGUUAGACGUCGGCCUCCAUUAUGCCCUCAAAGUAGUGCGCAACAAAAAAAAAACAAGUUGAAGAAAUAGUGCAACCGAACAAUCUCCUUUAAGGAGUACUAAAAUCACAUCAAAAAUCGAACACAUGCAGCGGCGUUGGCUGUAAAACAGUCAUUUCCGCGCACACAAGUCUUUCUUUCUCUCUUUGGCUUAAUUAAUCUUCUCCACCUGUGGGUGUGUGUUAACGUUCGAGAAGCAACGGAAAAGUACUUUAAAAUCUUUUACGCUUAAUGUUUUGUUUUGUUUUUUAAUCGCACGCAUUCCGUACCAACCCUAAACUACUAAAAAAGCCAACCCGAAAUGUGUGAAACAUUCCUUUGCGGGUGGCAUUAAAUUUGUGUUUGGACAAUUAAUCUAUUAUCGGUGUAAUAUCUCGUUGCCCGCUUUGUUGGCUUUUCUAAAGCGCGCUAGUAAACAAACGAAACGAAAAAAAAACGAAACAUUUCCUGACUCGUAUUUAUAUACACUUAUAUAUAUAUAUACAACUAUCUAUAUACAAUGUCGUAGCGUGUAACCUUAGGGUGUUUUUUUUGUUUUACUCCUGUAGAGGCAAGCGUGUUUAGAUGUGUAACAGAUUGCAGGAAAUAAAAUUAAGACCGAAACGAGUGGCAUAAAUCUACCACAAAAGAAACACACACAAAAAUGUUGAAUGAAAAUGCUUUUCGGAUAAUAUUACACUAUAAAAUGGUGCUGCCUUUUUGUUUAA
Anopheles funestus (African malaria mosquito) is the source of this 2825-nucleotide messenger RNA. It is a transcript of the gene sea, whose product is annotated as putative tricarboxylate transport protein, mitochondrial. The transcript is spliced from 3 exons. The coding region runs from base 634 to 1620 and encodes 328 amino acids. Gene Ontology annotation, biological process: mitochondrial citrate transmembrane transport. Lineage: Eukaryota; Metazoa; Arthropoda; Insecta; Diptera; Culicidae. The record is from RefSeq and is a predicted model, not a curated record.